Exaiptasia diaphana is the source of this 1162-nucleotide messenger RNA. RefSeq lists its product as uncharacterized. The record is from RefSeq and is a predicted model, not a curated record. Gene Ontology annotation, molecular function: catalytic activity. The annotation marks the transcript as partial. The transcript has a single exon. Lineage: Eukaryota; Metazoa; Cnidaria; Anthozoa; Actiniaria; Aiptasiidae.
UAAAUCUGUGAAAUACAAGGUUCAAGCUACAAAGAUGAAGUCAGUGGAGAUUWUCAUAACUGUACUAUUACCAUUUGCAAUGUUUGGUUAUGUUCUAUACAAGUUUCUCCAAAACAAAAGACCAAAAGCCAUCGASGAAGUUYUAGACCCAYCAACGGGAAGAAAAAGAAUCCGAAUAUUUGACGGUGAAUUUCAGCGUGGCGUUCAUGAUAACCUAUAUUUGUAUGGKGAAGCRUUGGUAAGCAACGUCGUCUUCAUUGAAUCUAUGGUACCGCUGAAAAAGGAACUUCUUGUGAAAGCCUUAGUUUCUUUGGCUAAAAUUCACCCUCUUCUACGAAUGAGGUGCGAGUGGCAACAAAACAAUCGCUAUCAUACAGAAAUGAUUCAGUUCAGCCAUAAGGAACUCUUGUAUUCCGAAGAGAACACAGAAGACUGGGUGCGAAGGUURGAGAAAGAACUGCAAGAGGGCUACGACUUAGCUCAUGGUCCUCUUUGGCGUGUUGUUAAGACCAAAGAAGACUUUGAUUCAUCAAGKAAGAAGUAUACCACCAUUCUUCUACUUAGCUUUCAUCAUUCAAUCAGUGACGGGAUAUCUAUCAUGAAAUUCUUGGACAAACUUCUCGAGAUUUUGGAUCAGAUUCACUCCAACACUUUUGUGGAAGAAAAGCUAGAGCCCAUGCCUCUUUUGCCGCCUUUACUGGAGCUUAUCAAACAUGAGACUCAAAUGAGCUGGUGGAAGUGGAUAGCUUACAAAGCUAACGAUAAAUUAAGUACCUACAGAGGUGUACAAAACACCUUUCUUAACCUGUUUCCACCUCCUCUGGUACGAAAUCCAACCAUGGUACCUAAAACCUGUCUAAUUCCAGGCUCUUUGACCGAAGCACAAACGAUUCUUUUAGUACAAAAUUGUAAAUCGAACAAAUGCACUGUCACUGGAGCACUUGGUGCAUGUUUUGCAGUUGCAAUAUCCAGAAUCGUAGAGGAAAUUGGUGGAAAUCCAAUUGAUGUCAAUUUUCUUGUUCCAGCAAGGAUAAGAGAUGGCUGCAGGCCUGUUGUCUGUGAUAACAGCUUUGGAGUUUACAUUGGGAUUGUUCUUCUCACUAUAACUCUACCUAAUACAUCAUCUCCAAAUCCGUUUUUCUGGGAUCUGGCGCGAAAGAUC